Molecule: messenger RNA, 2465 nt
Organism: Oncorhynchus mykiss (rainbow trout)
Lineage: Eukaryota; Metazoa; Chordata; Actinopteri; Salmoniformes; Salmonidae
Product: E3 ubiquitin-protein ligase TRIM16-like
Molecular function (GO): zinc ion binding; protein binding
Source: RefSeq, a predicted model, not a curated record
GUCUGCCUCUGUGAGAGUGAACAACCGUCCAAAUGGCUCAGCGAGGAGUUCUGCUGGACAAGGACCAGUUCUGUUGUUCUGUCUGUCUGGAUGUACUGAAGGAACCAGUCACCAUCUCCUGUGGACACAAUUACUGUAGAAGCUGUAUUGAGGGCUGCUGGGAUCGGGAAGUUCUGAAAGGGGUUUAUAGCUGUCCUCAGUGCAGACAGACCUUCAAUCCAAGGCCUAAUCUGAAGAAAAAUAACAUGUUGGCAGAGAUGGUGGACAAACUGAAGAGGACAGGACUCCAGGCUGCUCCCUGUCCUGCUCUGUGCUAUGCUGGACCUGGAGAUGUGGCGUGUGAUUUCUGCACUGGGUCCAGAAAGCAGAAAGCCCUCAUGUCCUGUCUGGUGUGUCUGGCCUCUUACUGUGAGACUCACCUCCAACCUCACUAUGAAUCCCCUGCUUUCAAGAAGCACAAGCUGGUUAAAGCCACCACACAACUACAGGAGAAGAUCUGCUUUCAUCAUGACAAACUGCUGGAGGUUUACUGUCGUACCGAUCAGCAGUGUAUCUGUAUGCUGUGUACAAUGGAUGAACAUAAAGGCCAUGAUACAGUGUCAGCUUCAGCAGAGAGGACUGAGAAACAGAGGCAGCUGAGGAUGAGUCAGCAGAAGGUCCAGCAGAGAUUCCAGGAGAGAGAGAAGGAGCUGAAGAAUCUCCAAAAAGCUGUGAAGUCUCUCAAGAUCUCUGCACAGGCAGCAGUGAAGGACAGUGAUCAGAUCUUUACUGAGCUGAUCCGCUCCAUUGAGAGAAGGCGCUCUGAGGUGAAGGAGCUGAUCAGAGCCCAAGAGAAGGCUCAAGUGAGUCAAGCUGAAGGACUCCUGGAGCAACUGAAGCAGGAGAUUGCAGAGCUGAGGAAGAGAAGCACUGAGCUGGAGCAGCUCUCACACACCGAGGAUCACAUCCAUUUCUUCCAGAGUUAUCAGUCUCUCUCCAGUAUCAGUGUAUCUUCAGACUUACCCAGCAUCGUUGUCCGUCCUCUUCAGUACUUUGGAGAUGUGAGUAAGACUGUGUCUGAACUGAGAGAGAAACUAGAAGACUUCCUUAAAGGAGAAUGGACCAAGAUCUCCACUACAGUGAAUAUAGUGGAUGUUUUACUGCCUCCAGAGCCCAAGACCAAAGAACCGUUGUUACAAUAUUCCUGUCAGCUCACACUGGACCCAAACACAGCAGGAACACGCCUCUCUCUGUAUGAAGGGAACAAAAAGGUGACCUCUGCACGCCAAAUCCAACCAUAUCCUGGUCAUCCAGACAGAUUCACCAACCAGUGGCAGGUUCUGUGUAGAGAGGGUCUGUCUGGAUGCUGUUACUGGGAGGUGAAGUGGAGUGGUAAUGUUAUUACAGCAGUCUCAUAUAAAGACAUCAGCAGAACAAAGACAAAUAAUAUAUUUGGAGACAAUAGCAAGUCCUGGGGUUUACAGUGCUAUAGAGGUGGUUAUUGUUUCAGACACAAUAAUGUUGAGACUAAAAUAUCAGGCCCUCAGUCCUCCAGAGUAGGAGUGUACCUGGAUCACAAGGCAGGUACUCUGUCCUUCUACAGUGUCUCUGACACAAUGACCCUCCUCCACAGAGUCCAGACCACAUUCACUCAGCCUCUCUAUCCUGGGUUUUGUCUCUGUGGUACUGCUGAGCUGGUUAAACUGUAGUAGGGUCCACAUAGAUACUAGUCAUGUUGGUGUAGUCUAUAGCUGACCUGGUUAAACUGUAGUAGGGUCCACAUAGAUACUAGUCAUGCUGGUGGUGAUGGUCCCCAGAUAUAAUGGUCUGUUUUUCUGUACAAUAAUUUGUCUGACUGUAGAGUUGAAUUAAAAUGUUAAUUUUUUAUAAAUGUCUUAUUUUUAUAAAAUAGAAUGCUUUAAUAUUGUACAUUUCCAUGAAUCAUGGGGUCUAUAAAUUGGCAUUCAGAACCAUUGAUAUGUUUUCAGAUUUUACCUUGUCAGCUCGGGGAUUUGAUCUUGCAAUCUUUCAUUUAAUGGCCCAAGACUCUAACCACAUGACACACCAUUCUCUGUCACUAUGCCAUUUUUCUCAGUGGCAUUGAACAGGUACUAUCACUAACUAACUAACUAAACUAUAUUGAACGGACACAGAUUAAUCCUAGUCCUGGGCUAAAAAGUAUGUUCAAUGUAGAUGUCCAUGAAACCAUCCCUAAAUUUGACAUCUUUCAUCCUCCCAUACUGCUUUGUCAAGCAACAUUAAACCUGUCCAUCAGGUGGUGAUAUUGAAGAAACAUCAAACCAGCAGAUAUCUUGACUUGCCACUCAGUUUCUCAGUGAUGUUCAGAAUAGUACUUUAAUAUCAUUGGAGAUUGAUGGUCUUUUUAAUCCACUAUCCAGAGUCAGGAACAGAUGAAGUUGGGUCUGCUACUGUUCAGUGAUUAAAUAUGACUUAUGGUGAUGGGAAAUAAAAAAUACAACACUAAA